This is a messenger RNA of Emiliania huxleyi CCMP1516, 2229 nucleotides long. RefSeq lists its product as hypothetical. NCBI's taxonomy places the organism in Eukaryota, Haptophyta, Isochrysidales, Noelaerhabdaceae. The coding region runs from base 199 to 1500 and encodes 433 amino acids. The transcript has 3 exons. The record is from RefSeq and is a predicted model, not a curated record.
CGACAGCUUCUCACCUUGUGACGGCUUCCCAACGUCAAGCAGGCGACGCUGCCCCCGGCCGCGCACAGGACGCAUCUGCAAGCAAGCUUAACCCAGGGUCCAGCACUCCACAGCGCGCUUCUCAUCCUCAAGCACGCUACCCUGCGGCUGACUCCCGCCUUGUCGUCGUUGCUUCUCAGCGUCGUCGGACUUGCCUCCAUGACAAGCUGGGCCGUGGGCAUCGACCCCGCGCCGUCCGACCAAAGAAAGGGGGAGACGGACGCUCUGCACGCGCCGGUGCCGGCAACAAAGUAUCGCCGAAAACUCGUCGGAUUGGCUAUCGCUUUGCUCGUCGCUCUCGCCGUGCUGGUCCCUAUCUUCACCGUCACCAUCAUGGGCCUCGUGCGAAUGGAGAAGGUGAAGCUCGAACUUAUUAGUCUCGACGUGGUACCCUCCGAGCUGACGAGCGGCGGCACUUCGUUUCGCGUCCGUGCGCGUCCGAACAACAUGCCAUUCGCGCACAAGCUCGACAUUGAUAGCGCACGCUGCAUCGCUUCAACAAAGAACGACUCCGCGGCGGUGCUCGACGUGGCACCCGCGAAAUUGGGAAGCCAGACCGUCAUGCUCAACGUCAAUCUCCAGCUCAACAGUGGAGUCGGCCUAGUUGCAUGGCGGGAUGGGCUACACUCGGAGCUCACCUGUGUCGCCCGUGGAAGGCUCACCUCCGGCGCUCUCCGCUUCCAAGUCGCCUUCGAGUUCUCUCUUCGGUUCGACGCGGAGCCGGACGACCACGAAUCCGUCCAGUUUGACGAUUGGGCUCUCGAGGGGCUGAGCACUCUGAGCAGCAAGGCGCGCGUGAGCAUUCCGCCCAUGUCAAACCUCAUUGGGAGCAUCAACAGCGAGGCAGGCAAGGCUCUCUCGAGUGCCUUCACUGGCCCUCCCGCCCUCAACGUCACGGGGUUCAAGGCUGGCUUCUCUGAGCCCGCCGAGGCGGGCUUCGCUGCUCGGCUCAACACUUUGAGCGGUCACGAUGACGUCCUCGGUCUCGACCAAAAGACUCGCCUGGCCCUGAGCUCCGGCGCCUUCCCGCUUGGGAAAGACGUGCCACUCGGCAACAUCGAGAUCUCGACCGACUUGGCACAAGAUGCCUUCGGUCGAGUCACUCUGCGCACCAAACGCUUGCAGGAGCUGAUGGCCGAGUUCCUCCCGGCCUCGACCGAACGUCUACGAAUUGACGCUCAGGUGCUGCACCUCGCCUUCCGCCUCGUCUCCUCCCUCGAGCCCGCUGGCCCGUCGCAUGCACCAUUCAUCGGCGACCUCAAAGUGCAAGCGGCGAUUUCGGAGCACGAGCUCGACCUCGCAAACCUCCCUGACGAGAUCGAUCUCCUGUGGGGGCUGCAGUGCCUCGGCGAGGACUGCCGGCUUUAUCCCACGCGGGCACACAAGCAGGGCAGCCACGUUCUCAGCAGCGCGUUUGCAGGCUUCAUGACUCGAUGUGAGUGCUACUGCACGCGUGCAUGACGCUGUUGACCCCAAGGCCGUCGACUUCGACUUGAAGACCGUCGUCAGCGACCUUGGCGGGCCACUCGUAGAUGUUCAGGGCUCAGGCCAGGCACCCAAACGGAUCUCGAGUUCGAGGCGGGGACGGCUCUUAACCAACGGCGAAGAGUCGGACUCGUCGAUCUUGGAGGCGGGGCUGACGUUCAUGCCGUCCGGACGAUUGCUUGAAUGGCUGCCGAGGUCCGAGCCGCUCUCCGGAUGGGUCCACGUGGAGUGGGGAGACGACACGAACUCUGUCCUCCCAGUCAGCCUCGAGGCCAACGGCACCUUCGGCGACGACGGCUUCACCGCCCAAAGCACCCUCGACCUCGGCCGCAGCGACGACGACGAUCUCGUGAGCCCGGCGAGCAUGACGCUCGACAUCGAGCCCUUCGGCGCUGCUGGCUUCGAGCCAGUGGCGGCCCGCCUCAGCGUCGAGUGGGACGAGGACCUCUUUCCGCUCUCUGCUCAGGGCGAGGUCGGCUACGGCGCGUCCUCGGUGGCGAUGGAAGGCUCGGCGUCAAUCUCGCCGCUCGCUGCCUCGCUCUCGCUCACGCCGACCGACGUCGACUGGAUGGACCCGCUCUCCGCCUCGGCCUCGCUCACCUUCGCCCCGAGCGGCUCCGACUCGGGCCUGCCACCGCCCCCGCCGCCCGUGCCGCCCGCGCCUCCGCCGUUGCAGACAUCGCUCAACAUCAAUAGAUACGCUCA